This is a messenger RNA of Pieris macdunnoughi, 816 nucleotides long. NCBI's taxonomy places the organism in Eukaryota, Metazoa, Arthropoda, Insecta, Lepidoptera, Pieridae. The record is from the annotation of a GenBank genome assembly.
AUGUCCGAAGUGUGGGUCGAGCUACGGGCGCCCCGAUUUGUGGUGCAUGGACACAGCGCACAAGUCCGAUGCGAGCAUAACGUUGACCCAGGAACUAUAUACAAGGUUGUCUUCUUCAAGAACAGCCAUCGAAUUAUGCAGUACGUGCGAGGAAGAGAUCCGCCGUACGAGUUCUAUAAUUUCUCUGGAGCUGAUAUAAAUUUAAUAAAAGUGACACCGACAUCGCUUACACUAGACAGAAUGGAUUUUAACGCUGCUGGGACCUACGCCUGUGAAAUUGCGAUGGAAAUUCCUUUGUACUCGAAACUCUCAAAAAUACACGAAGUCAAUGUUAUAGUUCGCCAAAAACACCGUCCAAAAAUCAGGAUUAGACAACAGAAGUUAUCACCAAAUGGCGACUUGGAGGCCACCUGUCACAGUUCAGCUGCCUAUCCAGCACCGCAUCUGACAUGGCUGGUCAAUAAUGUUAAGGUGGAUGAAAGGUUAACAAUUCCUCACGGCACAGUCAAUGUCCAUCGAUAUCAUCAUGGAAUGCCACUCUCCCUUACCAACUCGUCUUUGCGUUUCCCCCUUUCAAGCCUACAACAUCCGAACCAGACUGUUGACAUCACCUGUCUGAGCACCAUACCUAGUUAUCCAACAGUGGGGGAAGGUUAUGCUGACGUACAGAAUCAGACUAUCACCGUAAACCUAGUUCGAUUGGAGCCAUCGCCCACUCAACUCCCUGUUAAAAUAUUAAGCAGCGAAGAGAAUAAAUCGGAACGACUUAAAAUAUACAACUAUUUUAUUUUUAUUAUGAUAUGCAUAAUAUACUAG